AAUCACAACAAACGCGUCACUUUAAAGUCCACUAUUCAACAUGGCGGCGGACUGUCACCGCACAGCAGUACGAUGAAAACGAAUGCUUCAUUUCCUCCAAAAUAUUCAGAUCGUUAGCUGUUUAUUAUGGCUUCGAAGCUGAGAAAGAUUGCCUGUGAUGUGAGCAUCGACGAUCCUGUGAGUUCGACGGACGAAAGUGAACUGGGGAGUGAGGACAUUGAUUUGCAAUUCACUGGCCGGCUGUCGUUUCGGAGUUCCGCCCUACUUGGCAAUGACGGUGACUUGUCUGCCGAUGAUGAGGAUAGUGACGGGGAGGUGCGGCGCGGUGCAACCGGUGAUGCAUCGCGUCGUAAAGCAUCCAAUGCGGACAGUGUCGGCAGUGUCCACAGUCUUCAGGUUGGCUCCAAGGCCAACAAGUUUCAUCCUGGGAGGACCAUCUUUGAGGUUGUCUCAGCUAAAACAAUGAGAGAUGGCAACAACAGAUUUGUGCUUUAUACCGUGGCUGUUCUAAGAACGAUCAAGAGCGACACCUCACAAGCCACCAUAGAGAGAAGAUAUUCUGAUUUCCACAAGUUGAACGGUAGUUUACGGAAACGAUUCCCCCGCAUCAUGGAGAACAUUGUGUUCCCCAGGAAAACCCUGACAGGAAACUUCAAGCAUGACUUCAUCGCUGAGCGCAGUCGAGCCUUUGAGACGUUCCUCACUUCCAUCUACAAGUAUGAGUGCAUCCGGUUGUCUGAAGAAUACCAGGACUUCUUUUACAAUCAUGACCUGCGGAUCGCCUACCGCUACAUGGCGCGAGGUGACUUUCAGGAGUCGGUGCCGUUCUUGCAGAACACUCUUCACCUUCAAGAGAAGAUGCUUGGUUCUGAGCACCCAGACACGGCUCGGACUCAGUGUGCGCUGAUAGUGGCUUACAUGUCGCUAGAGGAAGGGGAGGCUCACGUCCAUGGGUAUGCAGAGGCCGCCUGGGAUACCAUUGGUAAAGAUGAGACAAACCCUUUUCUCUUACCCUUGCUGCAGAUUCUGAUAGGCAUCCGGUGGAGGCUGCAACUUGACAAGAGGGAGCUGGAGAGCAGAUUGACGCGGUACGUGAAGCAAGAAAUGGCAGGUCCUGUCAAAAUGCCGACGUUGGAGGAUCUAGUCAUGCAGUGUCUAUCCCACAUGUAGGAA
Messenger RNA from Patiria miniata (bat star), 1173 nucleotides. RefSeq names its product sorting nexin-21-like (gene snx21). The transcript has 3 exons. Bases 127 to 1170 code for a protein of 347 amino acids. Gene Ontology annotation, biological process: protein transport. The record is from RefSeq and is a predicted model, not a curated record. NCBI's taxonomy places the organism in Eukaryota, Metazoa, Echinodermata, Asteroidea, Valvatida, Asterinidae. Gene Ontology annotation, cellular component: early endosome membrane. Gene Ontology annotation, molecular function: phosphatidylinositol phosphate binding; protein binding.